AUGAUUACACAUUGGAUGGCGGCCGCAAAGACACCUGUAAACGUUCUUGUCCUGGUGACGGGUAGUAUUGCCGCUGUAAAAGUGGGCCUACUUUUAGACCAGCUCUUUAACGAAUCUUAUCAGGUUCGCAUUGCCGCUACCAAAAGCGCGUUUCACUUCUUGAAUCGAGCACAAAAACCUGCCCGAGAACUGCCUCUGCAUCACAUUCUCACGGACGAGGAUGAGUGGAGGGAAUGGCAAGGAAUGAAUGAUGCUGUUAUGCACAUUGAACUGCGGCGAUGGGCACACCUUGUCGUCAUUGCACCUUUGGACGCCAACAGUCUUGCAAAGCUCUCAAACGGUUUGUGCGACAACUUGGUCACUUGUGUUAUGCGAUCGUGGGAGGUGAAGAAGAAGCCGGUGAUUUUGUGUCCAUCAAUGAACACCGCCAUGUGGACACAUCCGGUGACGGCAAUGCAGCUAAAAACAUUACAGUCCUGGUAUGCUCUGACUCCUGUGGGACUGAGAGUGGACACUGACGAGACCGACGGCUACAUCACGGCGCUUCCCAGCAAUUUGGAUGAGGCGAUGUUUCAGAUCGUCUGGCCUGUGAGGAAACGUUUAGCAUGCGGUGAUGUGGGAAUUGGUGGAAUGGCCUCAGUGGAGGCGAUUGCCAGGGUAAUACGAAACACAGCAGAACUUAUUCGCGCCAAGAAUCCUAAUGCCACGACGAACGGAACAGCUUGCGAGGAAAAAAAACCGGGAGAACAGGCGCCGCUCUCGGGGGAGCAACAAGGCACCAGUGCAGAAGGUCAUCAGGUGAGUUCAUAA
This is a messenger RNA of Trypanosoma cruzi, 810 nucleotides long. RefSeq lists its product as uncharacterized. Gene Ontology annotation, molecular function: FMN binding; phosphopantothenoylcysteine decarboxylase activity. The transcript has a single exon. NCBI's taxonomy places the organism in Eukaryota, Euglenozoa, Kinetoplastea, Trypanosomatida, Trypanosomatidae. Gene Ontology annotation, cellular component: phosphopantothenoylcysteine decarboxylase complex. Bases 1 to 810 code for a protein of 269 amino acids. Gene Ontology annotation, biological process: coenzyme A biosynthetic process. The record is from RefSeq and is a predicted model, not a curated record.